Messenger RNA from Rodentolepis nana, 6834 nucleotides. The record is from the annotation of a GenBank genome assembly. NCBI's taxonomy places the organism in Eukaryota, Metazoa, Platyhelminthes, Cestoda, Cyclophyllidea, Hymenolepididae.
AUGAGAUUGUGUGCAUGCCUUACUAUAUUUCUUAUCUUUACAAUAUGCUCAGCUGCUGAAUUCAAAUUAAGCGAUUCAAAACUCUUGCUACCUUAUUUCAGUACUGCUUCUGUUAAUUAUACUCUUAGUGGCUCGGCUGGUUCCUGCUAUGAAUGGUGGUCGGGUACUCCUGAGGUAGUCGCUGUUGUUCCCAUAGGAGAUUUUGGGAAGACAUGUACAGAAAAGGCUUCAGUUACCGCUGUCUGGCAGUCUUCCCUUCGCCGCACAGCAACAAUUUACGCUCGCGAUACAGUUACUUCCCAUGUCCUUAAAUGUGAUGUGAUCGUUGAUGACAUUCACAGUAUAAAAGUUGACACAACUACACAAGAGCUUUAUCUUCAUAACACGCCCGAGUCAUUAGUAGUUAUCGCAUAUGAUGAAUUCGGAAAUAAAUUUUCAAGUCUGGAUGGAAUUCCUUUUGAAUGGAAGAUCCAGCCUGGAAGCGAAAAGGAUUCAAAGGUGACGGGGGAUGGGGUGCUUCGUUUUCUCUCUUGGACUGAAUCCGAAUAUACCACCUCUGGUCGAAUUAGUAUGUUGGAAGAGGAUGGACUGCAGGGCUACAUGCAAUUGGUUAGUGGUCUUCGAACAGGUUCAGCGGUUGUUAGCUCCGCUCUCCGAGAGCCUGCUUAUAGUCAUGUACACCCCGCGAUGGUUCGUCUGCUCGUUAUGGCAAAUGCUCAACUGAAUCCGCCCGUUCUAUAUCUUAUACCGAAAGCGCAAGCCCAUCUUCAAGUUAUCGUAGUUCGUCAGGAUGCUGACGAAGAGGUUAAAAUGCCCUCAAACCAAUACUAUCUCUCUGUGUCUGACGAAAGCAUAGUAGAACUCGAUGCCAAAUCAGGCUCUUUGAUUAAUGCUGAAAGAAAUGGGCAAACUACAGUAACUCUUUUGGACAAAAAUGUUGAGGAGGCAAUUUCUUUACUUGGAUCAAAUGUUGGGGACACAAUUGACUUAGAUCCACAGAUGGUUGCUCACCACAGGCGUCCCAUGUCAAUAGUUAAUGUAGUUGAACCUGCCUACUUCCGAUUCUCGGUUCAGCCGGUGAACGAAGAUGCCUUUUUAUGCGUCAAAGCUGCUCGCCAAUCUUCACAAGCAUUUGGUCAGGGAAAGUUCAACCAUUGGACUCUGGAAACUGGGAAGAAAUACAAUCUCCAGUUAGAUUUAUAUGAUCAGAAUAAUCAUCGCAUUUUCCCUUCUGAUAACAUUCGAAUCUCCGUGGAAUUUCCUAAAGAUUCUAUGGAAGUUUUAAAGAGCUCACAGAAUGGAACAUCCCAUAUAGUGGUUGCGCGUAAGACUGGAAUGAUUACGGUGAAGGCUACACUUGAGGGCGUUAUGACUGGUAAUGAGAAGUUGAAGCUUUUCAGUCACCCUAUUAUGGGUAGUCAAGAGUUGGCUGCAUACUCACCCAUUCAAAUUUAUCCAAAGCAAGUCCAUCUCGCUUGGGAUGUAUCAAUGAACACCAGCGAAGGAUUCAAUCUUUCUGCCAAAGGCGGAAGUGGGGAUUACAUCUGGACAGUGCUUUCUGAUAAAAAUAAUGAAGAUGUUAGUGCAGCCAACGUAUCACAAGAUGGGUUUCUGUUUGUCAAUGGAAUUGGUUCAGCUGUGGUUGUUGUCUCCGACCUUCGCAAUCCAUCUAUGUGCUCUCAUUCCACAGUCCAUAUUAACUACCUCGCUGAUCUGGGCUUUUCGCAAGGUCGGGUUGAAAUUUAUUUGCCAAAAAAUCCCCUUGGUGAGAGUGAGAAUCGUCUUUCAUCAGUAUUGUCUACUCGUCCAGUUGAGCUGGAUAUGUUAGAUCUUUUACCGCAUUCUCAGCAAUUUGAUCAGCAUCCUCUUAAUCAACAGGAAAAAAUGGGCAACUCUGUUUUAUCUGUGGGUUUGAAAGCAGUCGAUUUUGAUGGAAAUCCAAUUACCUUUUGCCAUAAUCUUCCAAUUAGUGUAAGGCCAGUUGACCCGUCUCUUGUCAAAGUGCUUCCUGGUGUUCAAUAUCUCCCUCCAUCAGUCAUAAACGAACGCAAUUCAAGUGCUUGUGCAUUUGUUCGGGUUAUUGGCUUAAGAGAAGGUUUCACCGAACUUGAGGCUUAUUUCACUACUGGGGAACAGAAAGGCGAGCAAAAGGCGAUUUCAAAAUUUCCUGUCGUCGUAUAUAAGGACAUCUCCUUCGUGCCAAAUAAUGCUUUUGUUGCUAUUGCCACUGGGUCUUCAAGACGCAUUUCUUUCACAGAUGGUCCUAAUCCCUGGGAGUUGGAUGUCACUUCACACUUCGUGGAGUUAGAAUUCACGGAAGCACCAAUGGGCAAAAAAAAUCCUUCCAUUCGUCAGAAGCCACAGGCCUUUGCGUUUCAAGGUAAUGCCAGCCUCUCGGGCUUCACUUUUGUCCUGCAUUGCGAAUCUUCCGGAAAUUUCGAAGUUAGUGUGAUUGUCGGCAACCGACCAUCUUCUACAAAUCCACUACCUGCUGUCUUAUCAACUCCACUUUCGGUAAUUUGCGACAUUCCAUCAAAAAUUGAAUUGCUUCCCCAUUUGGAUUUGCCCACUCUCCCUAAGGGCUUUCCCGUAUGCCCAAUUAUCAACCGAUCUUUUGGCAAUUCAGACGAUUUUAUUCCAUUUUCUAACAAUGCCCCGUUGAACGUGGAAGUGGUCAUCAAGGGUUUCUCUGGUCUUGAAUUGUCUGGUGUAGAUUCAAUUGAAAUGAGCACUCAUAUUACUGUCGGUAACAGAGAUAAAGCUGAAAAUCUUGUCAUUGAUUAUCACCCGAAAAUUCUUGGAUCUAAACAAACCGGAGAUUCCAUUUCGCCUUCUCGACCUCAUUUCAUAAUCACGCCGAAAAUUCUAGGUGAAUCCGCAGGUUUAAUGCAUGUUAAAGUGGCAGCCAAACACAAGGGAGAACAAACCACUGAUCUAGAAUCCCUCUUAAAUCUUAAAAUGGCUCCUAAAGUUGUUAUUGAACCCUUGGAUGAUUUCCAACUUUUGCUCCACCCGAACGCUUCUACCAAUGUCCACCUUUCCCAUGGGUCGGGUUUCUUCCACUUUGAAAUUCUCUCCGGUUCGAAAGCAGUAGGUCAAGCCUGUCUGUCAUCGGAGGCAUUAAAAUCCCAACGAGACUUCGUCCUACAUCCCAAAUGUAAAGGCAAAGUGAUUAUUAGAGCCACUGAUCUCUGUUUCCUUGCGGAACCGGUUUAUGGACACGAGUCUGCCAAAACUGCACCUGCUUAUGAUGAACGUGUAGUUUCAGUAGUGGGUCUCGGUUCACUUCGACUCUACGCUCCCGCUCAAAUGGAAGUGAAUUCAAAAGCCCCGGUUUAUAUCCGUGCAUUCGAUAGUGAGGGAACAGCACUGUCUGCUCAAUUCGUGAAUCUCUUAGACUUGCACGUGACUGCUGCAUCCCCUGAGGGUGAUCAGUCAGUCACUUUUACCUGUCAAGACUCCGCAGAAACUUCAAAAGGCUCAUAUUGGCUCUCAAGGCCAAGUACUGGCAACCUUCCAGGUCUUGCAAAAGUUAUUAUCUGCGGUCAAGCUCUGGGUCUCUCGAAGCUUAAAGCCGUUUCUGGUUAUGUGACUAGCAAUAUAGAGCCUGUCAAUGUCUUCGCACCACUAAGCUUAAUUCCUUGCGAUUUUAACCUUCUCUUGGGUGCUGCACAUCAAAUUACAACUUCAGGUGGUCCAUCCUCGAGGUCGCUGAGUUUUGAAGUUUCCACCGAGAGACCUGGACAACCGAAAUUAAGCUUUACAGAAGUGGGGGAAGAUGGUGAAGGAAUUCUUCUUCGCGCAGAGUUGGGCAAAGUUGGCAGCGCUUCAGUUUCCGUCAAAACGACUAGCUCCUCUGGUUAUGCGGGUCUAGAUACCAGGGAUUUCGAGGCCUGGGGCCUUACUCCUCCCCCGAAAAGUCUUUCUUCUCAGGCCUCCUGCCGAGUGAAUGUUGUUGCCCUCUCGGGAAUUAGAAUUGGUUGUCCGCUCCCAUUGACAUCUAGUGGUAGUGGUAGUGAGGUACGUAUUCUCGUUGCUUCACCUAAUGGAAACACGAGUCUUGGUGGUGUUCCAAUUUGGGCUGAAGGAAUUGCUACGUUGGGCGGAAAUGAACUAACUGUUACCCCAAUGGGUAUGGCUGAUGUACGACCUCCACUACACUUUGCUUGGCGUUUAUCCCCACCAAUGCCCAGUGCUCCUGCACAAUUGUUCCACUGGCUCAGUAAACUCAAUGUUGAUCCUGACGAUACGACUUUGUCUUCUGGGAUGGUACUUGUCGGUGUGACACCCGGUCAAGUGAAAUUGCAUUUGACCGUAUUUACUGACGAUGAUGCCCUAAUGGGACAGUUGACAUCUCAUCCAACUUCGAGAUCUUCUCAACCGGUCAAACAGCUCUCUGCUGAGAUCACCUUCACAAUUAUUCCACAUUUGAGUUUGAUUAACCCACCUCAUCAAAAUCCACGCAUAUUGGUCUCCCCAAAUAGCCGACUUCAGCUUACACUGCCUCAACAUGUUCUUAUGGAAGGCGUUGUCGAAUAUUCAAUUCAAUGUCCAAGCAACUCUCCAACUACUAUGCUCCGUGUUUCCUCCACCGGCCAACUAGAAGCCGGUAGCCACGAUCGUUGUGGUGUUUGGUCUGACUGGCGUCUUAAUGCCUGUCGCUGCCGUCUCCGCAUUGAUUAUCGAUCUGCUAUUGCUGGUGGCUCAGAACGUAAUGAACGAAGUCACCAGUCUCUCGCGUUGGAUGUCAUCGUUAAGCCACCACACUAUGUCCUGUCGCGUGCUCUGUCUGGACCAAUUAGUCUAUUGAAAAGUAGCGGGGGCCUUCCUUUCGGUGGGCCAUAUCCUGUGGCACUAUCACUGCAUGACGAAAUCGGUGAAACUUUUGAUGCUGUUUCUGAGAAUCUUCUCUCCUUGCAACUACAAGCUCAUCGUUCGGGUCUUCUCGACUUCUCGAUCGACCCCAACGCGGGUCAGAUUGGAGGACAACUGCUUCUUCGCCUAACACCACCUCUUCAUGCAAGCAUUGAUUCACAGACUCAAUCUGCCACAAUCCUUAAAAUGAGCCACGCAGCAUCUACCCAGCUUGCACCAAGCUAUCUUACCAUUCCUAUUGGACCUCUACUGACCAUCAACGGAGUCUCCGAGUUUACUGUUGGUCAGUGGGCAUGUCUUCCACCUCUUCCACAAGGUGACGGCGUGUGGUCAUCAAGUGAUCCUACCCUUUUGUGGAUCGAUAAUGCAUCGAAGUUUUUACUCCCUCUUCGAGCCGGUAAUGUGCACUUACAGUUCACUCCAACAGGCUCAAAAAUCGCCAUACUCGGAAAGUUGACCCUGUCGAGUGUCUGCUCGAAAUUUAGUGAGGAAGUACAGGUCAAAUCAUCCACCAUGCCUGUUGGACUUGAAUCGACUCAAGAAGUUGCUAUUCACGUUAAACUUGCUUCGAAAACUGCUUCUAUUUCUGACAGUUCGUGUUCUUCUGGUUUGAUGCUUUCUCAUCUCUCAGCUAUAUCGCCAUUGACCUGCUCAGCUCGUUUGGAAUUAGGUGGAAGUAAUGGAGAACCCCAACAAUGGGCCAUCCUUCCGAACUGGUUGCGUGGAUUUCUCCUCGCGGAACGCAUUGCCAGAGCUGCCAACGUUGUUGUCGAUUCUGACCUGGCUCUUAUGUCUGAUCCCGCGGUUGCACAAUCCACCGAUUUCUAUACGGAAAUGAUACCCUCUCCCAAUGAGGCAGGUUCAUGGACUUGCUCUGUCCGCUCCUCUGAGCCUAGUGAAUAUUACAGACUUGCAAUCCUUCCAAGUAACUCCCGCCUUGUAGUUGAAAUGAAGGGUAACUGUGGAAAUUCUGCCGAUGAAGUUAUCUCUCGAUCCGAACUACUUUUGAUUCCAGCAUUUAGACUUAUUGUCCCUUCGCUGCAUCUUGGCAGCCCAGAACCCAUUCUCUUAACUUCACGAUCUCCAAAGGCUGAUCUGCUCAUUUUCAUUCCUCCGGCAACAUUGGAUCAGAUGGGUAUGGACGGAAGUAAUGAGAGGGGUCUAAAAGCUCGUUCCCAGCGCCCGGAUUUGUUGGCUAUUAGUUACGCUCCGCAACCAGUUACUUCGACCAAAGUUGUGAAAACUGCUAUUGAGAGAAUGGUUCGAGAAACGGGCAGUACCUCAAAUUGGGGUAGUCUUUUCCGUAACCUCAGUCUAAUGAUGGAGAAUGAGGCGCAAGCGUCGUAUGAACAGGCUCUAGGAAAUAGUAUUCUCUGGUCUGUUGGCAUCAAAACUCUUCCAACUAAGACAGCCACAGAUGCGGUGGUUGAAGUUGUGCUGAGUCUCAAAGUGACUGGUCAACAUAUCACAGUGCCAAUUCGUGUUCAGACAAGAAGUACACAUGCUGGUGAAAUUGGAAGUGAUGCUGAUUAUGAAGAGGAUUCUGACAGUGGGAGUUUCUGGAUUAAUCUCCCUUGGCUUCAUCUCUUAUUACUCAUUUUCCUUACCAUUCUACUUAUUGUGGCCUCCCAAGUUGUGACACGCAGUCUCACCGGUUCAGGCUUUGGAUUCACAGCCCAACAAAAGGGCCUUCCAUCCAUUCCAAAUGGUGGUGGAGCAGCUCCAUUCGCCGGACCCGCCCCACGUCUCUGGAGUCAGGGCUUCGGCGAACCAGGAAGUGGAUUAAUUGCCGGCGGAAUGUCCGGUUUCUCCCCUUCACGAAGUCCACCACGGCUCGCCAACUCUCAGUCGAACAAUUCGCCCUUUGGCGACAACUUGGGACUCUUUGCCGGGGACACACCGGCUCGUUUCAGAGGCUCGCCUUCAAGACUGCGUGAAGCUUUUGAUAACAGUCUUUAG